This is a messenger RNA of Knipowitschia caucasica, 750 nucleotides long. NCBI's taxonomy places the organism in Eukaryota, Metazoa, Chordata, Actinopteri, Gobiiformes, Gobiidae. The record is from the annotation of a GenBank genome assembly.
AUGAAUCUGACCGGAAGAACAUACCCCAAGAAACUUUCAGACGAUGAAAUGGGUGUGGGUUCCGGUCAUGUGUCUGUGUUCCUCGACUCUGAGGCGGGAUCUCUGUCCUUCUAUGAGGUUCUCUCGGACGGAAAGCUUCACACUUUCAGGUCCUCCUUCACCGAGCCUCUCUUUCCAGGCUUUGGGCUCUGGAAAGAAGGCGACUCUGCAUCUAUUAUUCCACGGGCCGCGCAUGUACCGACGGUGACGCGCACAGGAGCAAGCAGAGAUCCACACACACUUCCUCGGCGCCACACGCACAGACGCACAGACGCAGACCCCCAGGACCCUGGACCAGUCCUCCCGCAGCAGAGGCACACGCACCCGGACGCACGAGCGCUCGCACCGGAGCUGGAUUACCGGAGACGCGCGAGGGACAUGGCGGUGACCGGGGACGAGACGGAGUCAGCGGCAACAGGAGACAUCCCAGCGUACCCACUCAGGACGCCCAAUCACAGCCUGGCGCAGAGUCUGGUCAUGGCCGCCUCGCCGAGCUCCCACAAUGCACCGGGGCACCACAACGAAGAGGUGACGAGGAAGAGGCAGGUGCGGCUGAUGAAGAACAGAGAAGCGGCGCGCGAAUGUCGGCGUAAGAAGAAGGAGUACGUGAAGUGUCUGGAGAACCGGGUGGCGGUGUUAGAAAACCAAAACAAGACUUUGAUCGAGGAGCUUAAGGCGCUCAAGGACAUUUACUGCCACAAAAACGAGUGA